CCCUAGAUGGCAGUCACGUAUCAGACAGCCUCAUUUUAGACUGCACAAAGAAAAGUCGCUGGUUUGUUUACACUUGUUGCAAUGGCGAACAUCACCGAACUGAAAUGUGCGGUCCGAGAAACCCUGGAGUCCCGCGGGGUACUGGGCCAGCUAAAAGCUCGCAUCCAGGCAGAGGUGUUCGGUGCCCUAGAUGACCAGCGAGAGCAACGUCCGCCGUUGUCCCACGAAAACCUGCUCAUCAAUGAGCUUAUCCGGGAAUACCUAGAGUUCAACAAGUACCGAUACACGGCAUCGGUACUGACAUCUGGUAAGCCUUCACUCGUUUGGCUCUGCAGGACACAUAAAGAGUCAGGCCAACCCCAAGUUCCACUGGAUAGACCGUUUCUGGCGAGUGAGCUGGGAGUCGCAGAGGAUUUGAGCUCCAAGUCUGUGCCGCUCCUGUACGGUUUGGUGUCACACUUCCGGAAUAGUGGCGAUGACAGGAGGAAGGUGUUCCUAAGGGGCACCGCUCCCCCCGGUCCUGUCAGCAAGACAGGACAUAAAGUUGACAGCUAGGACAUGAUACUGCAUUGAGGUAAUGAAUGAUGUGCUGUGGACCACAAAUGUGCCGAUGGAUGAAAAACACAAACUCAAUGACACCUCUUUUAGAGUUUUUUUGUUUGAAUAUCCUGGUCAUACGACAUGGAUUUAUCUGUUUUUUAUUUCUGAAAUCAUUGGCAUUUUAUGUUAGUUUUUUUUAAAUACUUAUGUUGAUGUUUUCUUGUUGUAUUCGUUCAGAUAUUUAAAUAAAUAAUCAAAUAUU
Nerophis ophidion (straightnose pipefish) is the source of this 802-nucleotide messenger RNA. It is a transcript of the gene cep20, whose product is annotated as centrosomal protein 20. NCBI's taxonomy places the organism in Eukaryota, Metazoa, Chordata, Actinopteri, Syngnathiformes, Syngnathidae. Gene Ontology annotation, biological process: cilium assembly; microtubule anchoring. Gene Ontology annotation, cellular component: motile cilium; centrosome; ciliary basal body. The record is from RefSeq and is a predicted model, not a curated record. The transcript is spliced from 4 exons. The coding region runs from base 82 to 555 and encodes 157 amino acids. Gene Ontology annotation, molecular function: protein binding.